GAGUGGAAGGAGCUGUCCUCAGAGUCAGAUCUCAGCUCCACAGGCCGCCAUGGGGAUCCCCAGGACCUUCCUGCACUGCUUCCUCGGGAGCCUGCUCUGCCUGACAGGCUCCCAGGCCCUACAGUGCUACAGCUACGAGCACACCUACUUCGGGCCCUUCGACCUCAGCGCUGUGAAACUCCCCAGUGUCUCUUGUCCUGAGGGGUGCUCUGAGGUGGUCUUGUCGCUGGAUACCGGUUACCGCAGCCUGGUGACAAUGGUCCGGAAAGGAUGCUGGACAGGCCCCACCACCGGCCCCAUGCAGACCAACCAGGAUGCUCUGCCUCCCGACUACGCGGUGGUCCGUGGUUGCGCCACUGACUACUGCAACAGCAACCUCAAGACUCACGACGCCCUCCCCAACCUGAGCCAAGCUCCUAACCCACAGACGCUCAGUGGCACCGAGUGCUAUGCCUGCUUGGGGACCCACCCUGAAGACUGUUCCCCUGAGAAGUCCCGACGGGUCCAGUGCCACCAGGACCAGAGCGCCUGUUUUCAGGGCAACGGCCGGAUGAACAUUGGCAACUUCUCGGUGCCCGUGUACAUCCGGACCUGUCACCGGCCCUCCUGCACCACCAUGGGCACCACCAGCCCCUGGACAUCCAUCGACCUGCAGGGUUACUGCUGCGAGGGCCACCUCUGCAACAGGGCCUCGGUGACACAGAUCCUGCCUGGCACCAUGUCCUCGGCCCCUCCCAGAGCUCCCCGAAUCCUGACCCUGCUGACGGCUGCUCCACUACUGGCCAUCGCUCUAGGGGCGUCCGUCGGGUUCCCUGCAUAGACAGCACCUCCAGGAUCGCUCCGCAACUCAUCACUCCAGCCCCUGGUGUGGGCUCCUUUAAAAAUGAUGUGAAAAUAAGAGCUGCACUCCUGUCCCUCCAGUCACAACCUUCCACCCUGCUCUCUGUCCCUCCUUACUGCCGCUGGCCCCACCUCCUGGAAGGCCCAUCUAUCCAGUGCAUUGAACGAGGUCCAACCAGCUUUCAAUAGUGCCAUCCCCUGGUCACCAAGCCUUCAAUACAUGAGCCUUUUGUGACCCUCUCACAACAAACCAUGCCACUCACCUUAAAAACCCACUUCUAGCAAGGCUAGUGGUAAUACCAGGCUGUUGUCCCAGCACUCAGGAGGCUGAGGCAGGAGGAUAGCUACUUCAAGGCCAAGCUGGACUACAUUGCUAGUUUAGGUCCAGCCUGAAUUACAGUGUGAGACCCUUUCAGGCAUGGUGGCACACACCUUUAAUCUCAGCACCACGGAGGCAGAGGCAGGUCUGAGUUUAAAGUCAACUUCGUCUACGGAGUGAAUUCCAGGAAAGCCAAGACUACAUAGUGAGACCAUGUU
Mus musculus (house mouse) is the source of this 1377-nucleotide messenger RNA. RefSeq names its product Ly6/Plaur domain containing 5 (gene Lypd5). The transcript is spliced from 5 exons. Gene Ontology annotation, cellular component: plasma membrane. The coding region runs from base 50 to 820 and encodes 256 amino acids. Lineage: Eukaryota; Metazoa; Chordata; Mammalia; Rodentia; Muridae. The record is from RefSeq and is marked validated.